Vicia villosa (hairy vetch) is the source of this 594-nucleotide messenger RNA. RefSeq lists its product as uncharacterized. Bases 1 to 594 code for a protein of 197 amino acids. The record is from RefSeq and is a predicted model, not a curated record. The transcript has a single exon. NCBI's taxonomy places the organism in Eukaryota, Viridiplantae, Streptophyta, Magnoliopsida, Fabales, Fabaceae.
AUGCAAACGGAGGUGGAAAGCGUGGCAAGUGAAGAAGAUGAUCCUAGUGACAAAGCUACAAAGGCGAAUGAGGAAGUGAAAAUACACGAAACCCUAACAGAACCAAUGAAGGAUCCAAAGGAACGAAAGCUAUGUGUGGAUGUUCUGAGUGACAAUUGGAAUCCGAUGAAAGGCAGAGCGAUAAAAUAUGUUGCACCAAAGAUGGUGAAUGGUGAGGUGGAGGUCGAAAUUGAGAAGGAAGAUAUUGAAUCAGAGAUUCGCUUUUGGGAAAAUUCGAUGAUCCUGUAUGUCUUAGAGGGUGAUUUGAGCAUGAAUAUGUCGAAGAAUUACAUGAUAAAGACUUGGAAUUAUGUGAAACUCCCAGAUAUGUAUUUCCACGAUGAUGGUUACUUCCUGCUCCGAUUCAAUUCCUUUGAGGACAGGGAUGAAGUCAUGAUGAAAGAACCGUAUUCUAUAAGAAACAUGCAUAUGAUUUUGAAAGAAUGGAGACCUGAUUUUGACCUUAAGAAGGACUUGCUAAGGACACUUCCCAUCUGGAUCAAGCUUCCCAAAUUACCACUUCACCUGUGGGGAGAGCAUAGCCUUAAAAAAUAG